CUCUGACGGUGCUGAAAAAAGCCAUUUUCUGGCGCUGCUGCAAAUUCUGACCAAGUCCAAAUCAUUUUCCAGGAUCCAGUUUUUGGGAGCGGACGGCCACUUUUAUGUGCGAUCAGAUCUGUCCAGAUGGAUAAAAUGCAGCCUAACCGGAUUAAAAUCACAGAUCUGAAUCCACACCUCACAUGUCCGCUGUGCACCGGAUACCUGGUUGAUGCCACAACCAUCGUUGAGUGUCUGCACUCAUUUUGUAAAACCUGCAUCGUUGCCUUCCUUGAGACAAAUAAGUUCUGUCCUCGAUGUGACGUCCAGGUCCACAAGACGUGUCCACAGCUCAGCAUCAGGGCAGACAAAACUCUACAAGAUAUAGUUUAUAAGCUUGUUCCGGGGUUAUUUAAAGAUGAAAUGAAACGGAGGCGGGACUUCUACGCAGAGAAUCGUGUGCUGGAACCGGGAGAGGUGGUGGAAACGUUCAACAUAGCAGAGGAUGAAAUCAUCAGUCUGUCCAUACAGUUCUACGAGAGGAACAAAAAUAAUGAGAGGCAGCAGCCAGAGGUGGAAGGAGACAAGUCCAACGGGAAACGCUUCCUGCAGUGCCCAGCAGCCAUGUCCGUCAUGCACUUAGCAAAGUUCCUCCGGAGCAAGAUGGAUAUACCAAACAACUACAGGGUGGAGGUGUUGUAUGGAGAUGAACCAUUAAAGGACUAUUACACAUUAAUGGAUAUUGCAUACUUCUAUGAGUGGAGACGAACUGGACCCAUCCCACUGCAGUACCUGGUCAAACCCACCCGGAAACGCAGGAGGCCAUCCCAGUCUGCUACCCAGGGCCACUCAGACGGCGUCAACACCAGCCCGACAUCAGAGAGUGACUCUCAGAGCGACAAAGUGCACAGUCCCGCUGCAGCCCAGCCCCCCCGAGCCUCCUCACAGUCCAGCCCCAACUCCCACAACCUCUCCUCUGCCACCCAAAGCUCCAACGGGACUGGCGUCCCCAACAACGCUCAGCGACACACGCUCGCCUCCAAACAAGGCCCCAGCACACGCAAGGUGACUGUCAAUGGUACAAGCUCUGGGGCUGGCAAAGAGGAGGCGAGAGGAGGCGACAAAGGCAGUUUGCCUCCGACGACCUAACGCGUGCAAGGGGCAGCUGGGAGGACAGUGUUUGAAUUGCUCCCCUUCCUUGUUCUGCAGAGCAAAAAGAGGCGUGAGCCUUCAUCCUUUUGGACAAACAGAAGACAGAUGAAAGCCCCCCCCCCCCCCCCCCCCCCC
This is a messenger RNA of Melanotaenia boesemani (Boeseman's rainbowfish), 1266 nucleotides long. Its product is annotated as polycomb group RING finger protein 2-like. The record is from RefSeq and is a predicted model, not a curated record. Gene Ontology annotation, cellular component: PRC1 complex. The transcript is spliced from 9 exons. Gene Ontology annotation, molecular function: promoter-specific chromatin binding; metal ion binding. Gene Ontology annotation, biological process: negative regulation of transcription by RNA polymerase II. NCBI's taxonomy places the organism in Eukaryota, Metazoa, Chordata, Actinopteri, Atheriniformes, Melanotaeniidae. Bases 127 to 1128 code for a protein of 333 amino acids.